AUGGGAAAUUUAUACAAGUAUGUUGCAGUACUUGCUUUUAUAUUUGCGUUGGUGAUAGGAACAUUUGAAUGCCGCACACUAAAAAAAGAAGAAUAUGUUGACACUUUUGGAGGAGGUGGCUUAGGUGGUGGUGCAGGUGGAGGUUUUGGAGGUGGUAGUGGUGGAGGUGUUGGAGGAGGAUUUGGCCACGGUGGAGGUGUUGGAGGAGGUGGUGGCUUUGGAGGUGGUAGUGGUGGUGGAGGAGGAAUUGGAGGUGGUCAUGGUGGUGGGUUAGGCGGAGGUGGUGGUGUAGGUGGAGGUUUUGGAGGUGGUAGUGGUGGUGGUGCAGGAGGAGGAAUAGGUGGUGGACAUGGUGGUGGAUUAGGUGGAGGUGGCGGUACGGGUGGAGGCUUCGGAGGUGGUGCAGGAGGAGGAAUUGGUGGUGGACAUGGCGGUGGAUUAGGUGGAGGUGGUGGUGCAGGUGGAGGCUUUGGAGGUGGUAGUGGUGGUGGCUUAGGAGGAGGAAGUGGUGGUGGUAGCGGAAUAGGUGGAGGAGGAGGUGCUGGAGGAGGUAUUGGAGGUGGUUCUGGAGGAGGUGUUGGCGGUGGCUUUGGAGGUGGACAUGGGGGUGGUGCAGGGGGAGGAAUUGGCGGGGGCGGUGGCUUUGGAGGUGGACAUGGGGGUGGUGCAGGGGGAGGAAUUGGCGGGGGUGGUGGCACGGGUGGAGGUGUUGGCGGAGGCUUUGGAGGUGGAUCUGGAGGAGGUGCAGGUGGUGGCUUUGGAGGUGGAUCUGGAGGAGGUGCAGAUGGUGGCUUUGGAGGCGAUCAGGGUGGGGGUUCAGGCGGUGGUUUUGGAGGUGGUGCUAGUGGAGGGGCCGGUGGUGAUUGA
Messenger RNA from Lathyrus sativus (Indian pea), 867 nucleotides. The record is from the annotation of a GenBank genome assembly. Lineage: Eukaryota; Viridiplantae; Streptophyta; Magnoliopsida; Fabales; Fabaceae.